This is a messenger RNA of Asterias rubens (European starfish), 2310 nucleotides long. RefSeq names its product V-type proton ATPase catalytic subunit A. The record is from RefSeq and is a predicted model, not a curated record. Gene Ontology annotation, molecular function: proton-transporting ATPase activity, rotational mechanism; ATP hydrolysis activity; ATP binding. The coding region runs from base 105 to 1961 and encodes 618 amino acids. Lineage: Eukaryota; Metazoa; Echinodermata; Asteroidea; Forcipulatida; Asteriidae. The transcript has 15 exons. Gene Ontology annotation, biological process: ATP metabolic process; proton transmembrane transport. Gene Ontology annotation, cellular component: lysosomal membrane; proton-transporting V-type ATPase, V1 domain.
GUUUAGGUGUGUUGCGCGACAUAGGGCUCAAUCACAUGAUGUUUUUGUAUUGGAUUUACAAUUCACUGAGCCACUACACUGAACGAUAAAUCUCAGACUUCAAGAUGUCCCAGUUUGAGAAGCUUGCCAAGGUCCGAGAUGCAGAGAAGGAGAGCGAGUAUGGCUACGUCCACGCCGUCUCCGGCCCUGUUGUUACAGCAGAGAAGAUGUCUGGAGCUGCUAUGUACGAGCUCGUCCGUGUUGGACACAGCGAGCUGGUAGGAGAGAUCAUCAGACUGGAAGGAGAGUUUGCAACCAUUCAGGUCUACGAGGAAACUUCUGGUGUGACGGUUGGUGACCCGGUGCUAAGGACUGGUAAACCACUUUCCGUUGAACUAGGACCCGGGAUCCUUGGCUCUAUCUUUGAUGGUAUUCAAAGACCGCUCCGAGACAUCAAUGUACUGACAGACAGUAUCUACAUUCCACGUGGUAUCAACAUCUCUGCUCUGAAUCGAUCCCUGAAAUGGGAAUAUCAAUCCUACCAAGGGAUUAGGGUGGGCAGUCACAUCACAGGUGGUGAUUUCUAUGGGAUCGUCCAUGAAAACUCCCUCAUUGAACACAGACUGAUGCUUCCGUCGAAAUGUCGUGGGACGGUCAAGUGGAUGGCACCUCCUGGUAACUACGACAUCACUGACGUGAUCCUGGAGACAGAGUUUGAUGGUGAACUGACCAAACACAGCAUGUUGCAAGUCUGGCCCGUUAGACAGAUGAGACCAGUCUCAGAGAAGCUACCGGCAAAUCACCCUCUCCUAACCGGACAACGAGUUCUUGAUGCUCUAUUCCCAUGUGUGCAAGGCGGGACGACAGCCAUCCCCGGUGCUUUCGGUUGUGGUAAGACCGUCAUUUCCCAGUCGCUGUCCAAAUACUCCAACAGUGAUGUCAUCUGCUACGUUGGAUGCGGGGAACGUGGCAACGAGAUGUCUGAAGUACUCCGAGAUUUUCCGGAGUUGACUGUUGAGAUCGGUGGUAAGACGGAAUCGAUCAUGAAGAGAACAACGCUAGUAGCAAACACAUCCAACAUGCCAGUAGCAGCUAGAGAGGCUUCUAUCUACACAGGUAUCACCUUAGCAGAGUACUUCCGUGACAUGGGUUACAACGUCUCCAUGAUGGCUGACUCAACAUCCAGAUGGGCCGAAGCCUUGAGAGAAAUCUCUGGACGUUUGGCUGAAAUGCCUGCUGACAGUGGCUACCCAGCAUACCUCGGUGCGCGUCUAGCGUCUUUCUACGAGCGUGCCGGCCGAGUCAAAUGCCUCGGUAACCCAAGCAGAGAAGGAAGUGUCAGUAUCGUAGGAGCUGUGUCCCCACCAGGUGGUGAUUUCUCCGACCCUGUCACCACCGCUACCCUCGGUAUCGUCCAGGUCUUCUGGGGGUUGGACAAGAAGCUCGCCCAAAGGAAACAUUUCCCCUCGAUCAACUGGCUUAUCAGCUACUCCAAGUACAUGAGGGUGCUGGACGACUUCUACGACAAGAACUACACAGAGUUUGUGCCGCUUAGAAGUAAAGUCAAGGAGAUCUUGCAGGAGGAGGAAGAUCUAUCUGAGAUUGUUCAGCUGGUAGGCAAGGCAUCUCUGGCCGAGUCGGACAAGAUCACCUUAGAGGUUGCCAAACUUCUCAAGGAUGACUUCUUACAACAGAACGGUUACACGCCCUAUGAUCGGUACUGUCCAUUCUACAAAACCGUCGGAAUGCUCCAGAAUAUUAUUCUAUUUUACGAUCUUGCAAGGCACGCCGUGGAGACGACAGCGCAAUCAGAGAACAAGAUCACCUGGGCAAUUAUCCGAGAGAACAUGGGCGACAUUAUGUACCAACUCAGUAGCAUGAAAUUCAAGGAUCCGGUAAAGGACGGCGAAGCCAAGAUCAAAGCCGACUACAUCGAGCUCGCCGAAAACAUGCAGACACAGUUCCGAAACUUAGAGGACUAGAAAACGAAUAACUCCCUACAACUGAUAACAAAUUCAAAAAAGGUUUAUAAAUAUAUGACAGUAUUAAUGAUAAUAGUACUUUAUUAAACAUCUGUUCUAAGUAGAAUAGUAUAUAUAUUUUCCCUCUAACGUCGGGUGUUUUUGUCAGUAGUGUCCCUGUUGUUAUAGUGUAACGGGGGUGGUGUUUGACUUUUAACAUGUCUGGGCCGAUUAUACGGGCUGUUAAUAUUUUAUUUGACUGAAGAGACAAAAUGCUAACCCAAGAUAUUUCAACAUGAAACUUUCUUCGGGUAAACAUAUUCAACACUAUGUUCAAAUGUUCAGCUAAUUAACUGGCUUCCUAAAAAAG